Messenger RNA from Gadus chalcogrammus (walleye pollock), 600 nucleotides. RefSeq names its product transcription factor COE1-A-like. The record is from RefSeq and is a predicted model, not a curated record. Gene Ontology annotation, biological process: regulation of transcription by RNA polymerase II. NCBI's taxonomy places the organism in Eukaryota, Metazoa, Chordata, Actinopteri, Gadiformes, Gadidae. The transcript is spliced from 6 exons. Bases 52 to 600 code for a protein of 182 amino acids. Gene Ontology annotation, molecular function: DNA-binding transcription factor activity, RNA polymerase II-specific; RNA polymerase II cis-regulatory region sequence-specific DNA binding.
GAUGUCGAUAAUGCGUCUCUCAAUGAGAGCAUCCAGAGGAGUGGGAGUAGUAUGAAAGAGGAGCCCAUGGUGGCCGGGAUGAACGCAGUUCGGACAUGGAUGCAGGGCGCCGGGGUGCUGGACGCCAACACAGCCGCCCAGAGCGGAGUGGGUCUUGCUCGGGCACACUUCGAGAAACAACCCCCCUCCAACCUACGGAAGUCCAACUUCUUCCACUUCGUUUUGGCUUUAUACGACCGACAGGGGCAACCGGUGGAAAUAGAAAGAACCACCUUCGUGGACUUUGUAGAAAAAGAUAAGGAAACGACGGGGGAAAAGACAAACAACGGGAUUCAUUACAGACUGCAGCUCCUCUACAGUAACGGCAUCAGGACGGAGCAGGACUUUUAUGUGCGCCUCAUUGACUCCAUGACUAAACAGGCCAUCAUCUACGAAGGCCAGGACAAGAACCCCGAGAUGUGCCGGGUCCUCCUCACCCACGAGAUCAUGUGCAGGUAUGUCUCUCACCCCCCCCAAGCCCCCGCCCCCACCACCGCCUCCCCGUCACCAAGUCAUCCUCUUUACCUGGAUGACCCUGAUCGUUCCCAUCAGGGAGCGUAA